Molecule: messenger RNA, 6573 nt
Organism: Micropterus salmoides (largemouth bass)
Lineage: Eukaryota; Metazoa; Chordata; Actinopteri; Centrarchiformes; Centrarchidae
Gene: tbc1d1
Product: TBC1 (tre-2/USP6, BUB2, cdc16) domain family, member 1
Exons: 23
Coding region: 160-4383 (1407 amino acids)
Source: RefSeq, a predicted model, not a curated record
GGAAAUAAAACCUCAUUCUAACUUCCGCUGCUGGUCUGGUGCAGCAGAACACUGCAUGCUGCACUGUCCCAGCUGGUUAAAGUUGGGGAUUGAUUUAUAUUGCAAGGUCAAAUAUGUGGUAAAAGCAGAGGCAGACAGCUGCCUCCAGCCACACCAGCCAUGGAGGGUCUCUACUUUGAAGUGAAGCCCAGGAGAGAUGAACCCCCUAGGCCAGGGAGAUCUGAGAAACCAUGUCCUAUUGUAACCUCAAACCACCACUCGUGUCCAUCAUUUUCACAUCUCACGUCUUCCACACCCUGUCCUCAGAAACUCACCUCUGCUAGGAGGAGGAUUGCAACAUGGGGGGGAAAGGUAGAGGAAGCACGAGAGGAGGAGGAGAAGGAGGAGGAGGUACAAUACAAACUGACAUUGAUCGGUUCUCUGCCGGUCCACCACCUGACCACCAUGGCCAUGCUGCCCUGGGUGGUGGCUGAGAUCAGCAAGUCUCAGCCUGCAGAGAAGGAACUGGGUGCUGGGUUGCGGUCUGGAAGUCCCGGAGGUGGACAGGUGGACCCCUUAACCUGCAGUCAGACAGUUUUUCUGUGUGUGUCAGCAUCAUGGGUGCAAUGUGCAUCCGUUGUGGGAGAGGGAGUUGUCUGGGACCCUCUGACACACACAGUACUGUUUGAAUGUCGUCCUCACCAGGUGACUAAGCUAAUUCACAACAGCCAGGAGCCCAACAGCUUCGGCUGCCUGGUCAGAGAUGCACCAAACUGUGCCUGCUAUGUCUUCCAGUGCCAGGAUAGCACCAAGGUUCCUGAGAUAAUCAGUACAUUGAGGCAGGCUGGCAAGAGCUCGGCACGCAACGAUGACAUCACCACCAUUUCCAACAAAACUUCCUCAGGAGGCAGCGAUCCCUCUGAAAAAUGUUUUUCUUCUCUCUCCACAACUGCACCCUCUGCUGCGGUGUCUCCGACAGCAUUUGCCAAGAAGUUCGAGGUGCUGUUUUGCGGCCGUGUGAGCGUUGCUGACAAGAAGGCCCCUCCUGCCCUGAUUGAUGAGUGCAUCGAGAAGUUUAGCCAGUCACAUGGCUCAGGGACGUGUGAUAAAGGGAGAAAUAGCGGGGGAUUGGUGGGUGGGCUGAGGAGGGCGUUAACCUUGCCACCCAAUGGGCUCGGGAGUGAUGGCAUUGGUAAUGGUGCUGCAGGUAGCCCGACCACUGGGAAGCGACCUGUCCUGUUUAAAAGAGACCCCAGCUUUCCCUGUCUGCAGGCCCUGGAUGAGAAUGGACUCUCACCAGAGAUCUCUCACACCAGCACUACUGAUGCACACGCCCACUCUGCUGGAGUACAGCCCACCAGCCUGAAGGAGAACAGGACCAUGCUGUUUACGGUGGGCCGGUCUCAGGUCUUCUUGGUUAGUCCAGACACUAAGAAAGUUGCCAUAGAAAAGAGUUUCAGGGAAAUAUCCUUCUGCUCACAGGGUAUUCGUCACGUGGAUCACUUUGGCUUUAUUUGCAGGGAGACCGUGGAAGGAGGGAGCUGCCACUUUGUCUGCUAUGUCUUCCAGUGCACUGACGAAUCACUGGUGGAUGAGAUCAUGCUGACUUUGAAGCAGGCGUUCUCUGUGGCAGCCCUGCUGCAGAAUGCAAAGACCCAGAGCCAGCAGUGUGACAGCUGCCCCAUGCAGCAGUUCCACAAACUGUGUGAGAGGAUUGAAGGUCUAUACCCAUCUAAAACCAAGCUGGAGCUUCAGAAACACUUGGCCACUCUGGAUAACCAGGAGCAAGCUUCGGUCUUUGAAAACACUAUGAGGGCUCGUCCUAAGAGCGACCAGGAGGAGAAUGAGUUGGUGAUGGCCUCCUUGAGGAACCUGUAUGAGGAGAAACAGAGGAGCCAUCAGCACACACUGCCUGGAGACAGCAAACAGGUGUGUGAGGAGGGAGCUCCGGCCCCAGUGGAGGCGCAGCAGCAGAGUAGCAGUCGACAGCGGCUUGAGCAGUUCAAGAGCCGAGCCAAGCGCUCUCUCACGGAGUCCCUGGAGGGGAUCUGGAAGGGGAGCAGCAAAGCCAGAGCUCAGAGGGACAACAGCGUAGGAAGUGACAGCGGCUCUUCCAUUUGUACAGUCAACAGCAGCCAGGACCAGCCUUGUCUAGAUGAUCCCUUGCCUGCCUCCUCCCAGCUGCGACCCACCAGCCCCCUCAGGUGCCACAACUCAACAGGAGACCUGAAGCACAUGGAUUCCUCUCUGCCCCUGUCGAUGUCCUCCUCCUCUUUACCUGAUGACGCUCAGCCGCAAGGCUUCCGCAAACGGGCCAGCACCUUCAGCCACCCUCCCUCCCUUUCCUCCGCAGAGGACUCGUCAGUGCAUAUACUAAUUCACACGCAACAGGACCCUACUGCAGCUACCAAGCCCAAGCUUGUACGGCACUACUCCGUCAGCACCGACAGUCCACACCAGAGCAAACAAUCCCAAAACGACUCCACCCUUCCUCCUGUUCCUCCCUGCCCUUUGUCUCUCUCUCCUCUCCUCCCUCAUCAUCCUUCCUCACCCUCUACUGGAGCCCGGCUCAAUAAAAGAAGUCCUCUCAGUGGUCUGCGUGCUCGUCUCCACUCCUCCUCCUCUGUCCCUAAUUUUCUGAAAUUUCAAUUUCUGGCCCCUGUCCAAGAGAACGAUUGUCCUGAGCGAAAGAGCAGUGAUGUAGCAGCUCUGUCCACAAGUGCAGCUUGUGGGGUAGGGGAAAGUCCUCUGCGCAGCCACCGCCACUCAUGGAGGCAACAGAUCUUCCUGAGGGUUGCUACACCUCAGAAGAACACAGAAACCAAUGAGCGGGGGGAUCCCUGUCUAGAGGGGGGUCGAGUGUGCGUGGGCCAGGUGGGAAUUGGAGGAAGUGGUGACUUGUCCAUAAGUGUGGUGCCUGAGGAGAGGACAAAGAGGAGCAAAGAGGAGCUGAGGGAGCUCUGGAGGAAGGCCAUCCUGCAGCAGAUCCUGCUGCAGAGGAUGGAGAUGGAGAACCAGAAACUACAGGCCUCGGAGAGCGAUCUUCAGAACAAGCGUCUGAAGCUGGACUACGAGGAAAUCACUCCGUGUCUGAAGGAGGUCACUCUGGUCUGGGAGAAGAUGCUGGGGACCCCCGGGAGGGCAAAAGUCAAAUUUGACAAAGAGACCAUACAUGCUGCUGUUGCACAAGGUGUGCCAAGGCAACAUCGAGGCGAGAUCUGGAAGUUUCUCUCUGAGCAGUACCUGCUCAGGCAGACGGUACCCUCCCGCCCCCCAACCAAUCACACUCCGUACAAAGAUCUGCUGAAACAGCUCACCUCGCAGCAGCAUGCCAUCCUCAUAGAUCUGGGUCGCACUUUUCCCACUCAUCCAUAUUUCCAAGCCCAGCUGGGGGCCGGACAGUUGUCUCUGUAUAAUUUACUGAAAGCCUACUCAUUGCUGGACCCUGAGGUGGGCUACUGCCAGGGCCUGUCCUUCAUUGCUGGAGUGCUGCUGUUACACAUGGGGGAGGAGGAUGCCUUCAACAUGCUCAAAUUUCUAAUGUAUGAUGUGGGACUCCGCAAACAGUACAGACCCGACAUGAUUAUCCUGCAGAUUCAGAUGUACCAGUUGUCGCGGCUGCUUCACGACUACCACAGGGAUCUUUACAGCCACCUGGAGCAGCAGGAGAUCGGGCCCAGCUUAUACGCCACCCCCUGGUUUCUCACCGCCUUCGCCUCGCACUUCCCCCUCGGCUUCGUGGCCAGAGUCUUUGAUAUGUUGUUCCUGCAGGGAUCCGAGGUCAUCUUUAAGGUGGCCUUAAGCCUGCUGGGGAGCCACAAGCCUUUGAUCCUGCAGCAUGAGCACCUGGAGUCCAUAGUGGACUUCAUCAAGACCACACUGCCUAACCUGGGCCUGGUGCAGAUGGAGAAAACCAUCAACCAGGUUUGUGAGAUGGACGUGUCCAAGCAGCUCCAGGCCUAUGAGGUAGAGUACCAUGUGUUGCAGGAUGAGCUGCUGGACACGCCCCCGUCCCUCAACCAACACCAGCGAACUGCACAGUUGGAGAGGACCAAUCAGAGCCUCCGACAGCAGAACCUCGACCUGCUUGAGGAGCUGCAGGUGUCACAUGCUCGCGUCUGCAGCUUGGAGAGCCGAGUGGAGGCUUUUGCCCAGUCAGAGGGCCGGCUGAGGCAGCAGGUUUCUGCACUGGAGGAGGAGAAGAAGCAGCUAGUGAGCACCGUCACACGCCUCCAGGACCUCCUCACCAGACUCGGAAUACACACCACCCUUGAUGGACACAUACUCCCCCAGCCUCUGAAAGACAUACAGCAAAUGUGGAAGACAGAGAGGGACCGGCGAACAGGACUGUGGACUCCCUUCCCCACCCUUUGGAUCUUCCAGAGGGUUCAUAACUGCACCUAAUAAUCCUCCAAAUGGUAAGGUCGACCAGUGGAGGUUGUGGAAGGCCCGGGAAGAGAAAGUCAAACGAGACGUUAAGACGACUCCCUACCUCGACCUUUAUCCUCUUCCCAGCUCCAGAAUGUGUAAAUAGAAAGAUGAAAUACUGAGGUAGUUGGACCCAAAAUAGAGGAUGGAAAUAGAACAAAAAUGGGGCUGAGGUUAAAAAAGAAAUAAAAAUUAACAAAAUAUAAAUGGACAUGUGAUUUGGCCAACAAUCCCCAAAGACAGCACUGUCCAGGUCUCUACUGUAAACAGUUACAUUUGCACCUGUACUUGUAUGUUUGUGUCUUUUGAAUGUCAGUGUUUUAUUCUCGUGCAAGGUUUGUUUAACUGUGUCUGAUGCAACAGGGCAAAAAAAAAAAAAGCCAAAGAAGGUCCUUAUAAAUAUCGAACAAGCUCAAACAAAGAACAUGUUAUUGACCACACUCACAUAACAAGAAAGUAAUACAAAGAUGAAACAUUUCCAAAGAAAAAGUAAGAUGAGUGAAGUGUGACAAGAAAGUGUGAUGAAGGGACGGGUGAAGAAAUUCACAUCACGACAAAGUGUUUAUUUUUUGUUUGUUUGUUUUUCUCUUAUAAAAGAUGAAUAUUGACAUAAGCUAAAUUAUGUUAGAUCUUGGAUGGUGGUGCUCGUAUUCAUAGGUCAACGGUGAACUAUUUUUGAUUUCUCCUUCGUAUUUCUAGUCUUCCACGCUUUUGUUCCCUGAUCCAGUACGUUUUCAACUUCAGUUAGUUAGCAGUAGCUCACAGGAAGCGUAACACAAAAGAUCCAGUCCAUUUCACUUCCUGUUUUUUCACCUUUUGAAUACACGUCGACCCAUCUGUGUAGAAAGGGCAAAUAGAUGCCGUUUCAGCAGAAAAGUUCAAAACAGUAGCUGUACAGUUCAGACUAUCCCAGAUCAAUUAUUUUAAAUUACUGCACAACACACAUAUGCCUAGAACUUCAAAUAGGUAACCUCUGCUGUUGAGACAAUCUGUCAUCUGCGAGUCAUUUACUGUAUUCAACACACUGAAUUCCUUCAACCCGAGCUGCAGCUUGGUGUGCAUGUAUGCGAGUGUCUCGGUGUGUUACUGUACACUUCACUGGUGGCUACAAAUCUGUUGAUUUACACUGUAAAGAUAACUUGCUUUUACUCCUGACUCUCCUUGCACAUGUGUUCUGUUUUAAUUGAUUAUUAUUAUUCUGUACUUUAAAAUACAUUUCAUAUCCUUUCAGCACAUCUGAAGCCUGGCUUUGUUUGGUGUUAUUCCUGUAUACAGUAUGAACUAACAUGUGACAGACUGUUAAAGGUGUUGUAAAUUGUACCUCCUUCUGUCUAAACAUGCCAUUCACUUUGAGUGCCACGGGCUUGAUAUAAGGUUUCAAGCAUAUGGAAAUGUACUGUACACAGUAUUUAAAAGACAGACAUGCAUUUAUUUUCAGGAACAACUCCUGAGGUUGACGAAAAGGCAUGUCGGGGCAAGUUGUGGCUCAUGUAGAGCACAUGUACACAACAGAAAAAGCAACAACCAGAAGCAGAACCCCAGCCAAGAAAAAUCAUAAAAAUGCACAAAAAAACCUGAGAAUUUGGCAUAAUGGGAUUUUGUUUUAGUAACUUAAGCCACAUUAAACAUAUACUAAUCAUAAUAACAUAACCAUGUACAUGUACACUCCACUGCCAAAUGCUCUGUUUUUUCCAGGUGAUCGUGUCUUUUUGUUUUGUCGCAAAGGCAAAAUUUCCACACAGUUGCUGUAAGAGGUGAACGAGAGAAAUGAGGUUGAAGCCGCUGUAUUGGCCAAUUUCCACCCUGCCUGUCUUUAAGUAAUACACUUCCUGUGUCCCAAUGCCGCAUAGUGUUUUAGCAGAUAGUGUAUAAGAAAUCAACAUACCUAAAGCUGCUCUAAUCAAUAUUUUUAUGUUAACAAUGGAUUAAAUUAGUGACAAAUUAAUAAUAUUGUUGCUACUUGAUUGCUGUAUGUGUCAAAAAAAACAUCAAUCGUGUGACUUCCAAUCGAAGAAAAAGCAAAAUGUCUUUCUAAAGAUGUAAAAAUGUAUUUUAAUGUUUUGCAGGUGCGAAUGUGUUGUUUAGUAUGCACUCGACUGUUUUAAGUGUUCUCAAUUUUGUAAUUUUUCAGUGUGAACACACUACAGUAAACCUGCUCAUAAGUUA